UUUUUCUCUCUUACCAAGUUUUGAGUAUGUAAUACAUCCCAGAUCGGUGCUGAACCCCUUGUGUGAGUUAACAGCUUUUCAUGUGGCGUUCUGCAGCCUUCUUACAGAUAAGGAAAUUCAGAGAGACGAAGUGUUUUUGCAGAGAGCCACACGAUGAGCUAAGAAAUUGGAACCCAGGGCAUUUGAACUCCAGAGCCAGGGAACUUAACCGCCCAUUCAUGCAUUCACUCAGGAAUUCCCUCUUGAGUGCCUGCUGUGAAGGCAACCUGGACGCUGUCUCUGCCUUCCUGGGAUUGUGGUGUGUGUAGGAGAGAGACACGAAACAAAAGAAUCUUCUAAGUCAGUUUCUGGCUUGCUGAGUACUCAGAAGGGGGAAGCAAUGUGCUGCAAGAGGCCGGCUGCUUCCUCCUCACAAGGGGAUGCCUACGGUGACAUUGCCAGGCCUGAAUCUGCCCUGCCAUUGGGAGUGUAAUUUCCUCACGACUACAAAUGCAAAUAAACACACACACUGAACAUGCUACCCUGCUGGAACUGUUGACGGCUUGUUCACUGCAGUUAAAGGAAGAUGGAGGAACACAUUUGAGCACCCAUGUGUGAGAUCCAGCUCGUGGCAAACCCCGCCCUUCUUUAACGUCUGUGGGAAGUGAAGCCACCAUUACUGACCUCGGAGGAAUCCCGGAAGUAGUGGGAAGAAAAGUCGCAGAUAUUUGAAAAUCAGGCUGCAGGGGUAGUUGGGGUGAGGAGCAUGGACGUCUAUGAGCCUGAAUCUCAGCCUCGCCCAGCACCCGCACAGGCAGCAGCAGCAGUUCUCAUCUCUGGAUGACAAGCCCCAGUUCCCAGGGGCCUCGGCUGAGUUUAUAGACAAGUUGGAAUUCAUCCAGCCCAAUGUUAUCUCUGGAAUCCCCAUCUACCGUGUCAUGGACCGGCAAGGCCAGAUCAUCAACCCCAGCGAGGACCCCCACCUGCCAAAGGAGAAGGUGCUGAAGCUCUACAAGAGCAUGACACUGCUUAACACCAUGGACCGCAUCCUCUAUGAGUCUCAGCGGCAGGGCCGGAUCUCCUUCUACAUGACCAACUAUGGCGAGGAGGGCACGCACGUGGGGAGUGCCGCCGCCCUGGACAACACAGACCUGGUGUUUGGCCAGUACCGGGAGGCAGGUGUGCUGAUGUAUCGCGACUACCCCCUGGAACUAUUCAUGGCCCAGUGCUAUGGCAACAUCAGUGACUUGGGCAAGGGGCGCCAGAUGCCUGUCCACUACGGCUGCAAGGAACGCCACUUUGUCACUAUCUCUUCUCCACUGGCCACACAGAUCCCUCAGGCGGUGGGGGCAGCCUACGCAGCCAAGCGGGCCAAUGCCAACAGGGUCGUCAUCUGUUACUUCGGUGAGGGGGCAGCCAGCGAGGGGGAUGCCCACGCCGGCUUCAACUUCGCGGCCACACUUGAGUGCCCCAUCAUCUUCUUCUGCCGGAACAAUGGCUACGCCAUCUCCACGCCCACCUCCGAGCAGUAUCGCGGCGAUGGCAUUGCAGCACGAGGCCCCGGGUAUGGCAUCAUGUCAAUCCGCGUGGAUGGUAAUGAUGUGUUUGCUGUGUACAAUGCCACAAAGGAGGCCCGACGGCGCGCUGUGGCAGAGAACCAGCCCUUCCUCAUCGAGGCCAUGACCUACAGGAUCGGGCACCACAGCACCAGUGAUGACAGUUCAGCGUACCGCUCAGUGGACGAAGUCAAUUACUGGGACAAGCAGGACCACCCCAUCUCCCGGCUGCGGCACUACCUGCUGAGCCAAGGCUGGUGGGAUGAGGAGCAGGAGAAGGCCUGGAGGAAGCAGUCCCGCAAGAAGGUGAUGGAGGCCUUUGAGCAGGCAGAGCGGAAGCCCAAACCCAACCCCAACCUGCUCUUCUCAGAUGUGUAUCAGGAGAUGCCCGCCCAGCUCCGCAAGCAGCAGGAGUCCCUGGCCCGCCACCUGCAGACCUACGGGGAGCACUACCCACUGGAGCACUUUGAUAAGUGAGGCCUGCUCAGCCCACCCCCACCCGCCUUCAGCUACCCCAAGAGGUAGCCCACUCUAAGGGGAGCAGGGGGACCUGGCAGCACACUACCCUCUUCCCCAGUCAGCUCCCUCUAAAACAGUCGGCGGCCCGGGCGGCUGCCGCUCUUCACCCCUGCUCCUCUAGGCUGUUACAUUGUCGGGGGAUAGUAUCUGCUGCAGUUGCUGGGGCUCCGUCAGCCCUCUUUUCACCUGUUGUUACAGUGCCUUCUCCCAGGGGCUGGGUGAGGGGGUGUACAGGACUAGAAGCCCCUCUGGGUAUGGGGUGGACAUGGCAGGUCAGCCUGUGGAACUUGCGCAGGUGCGAGUGGCCAGCAGAGGUCACGAAUAAACUGCAUCUCUGCGCCUGGCUCUCUACCA
Molecule: messenger RNA, 2408 nt
Organism: Cercocebus atys (sooty mangabey)
Lineage: Eukaryota; Metazoa; Chordata; Mammalia; Primates; Cercopithecidae
Gene: BCKDHA
Product: branched chain keto acid dehydrogenase E1, alpha polypeptide
Exons: 9
Coding region: 756-2012 (418 amino acids)
Biological process (GO): branched-chain amino acid catabolic process
Molecular function (GO): oxidoreductase activity, acting on the aldehyde or oxo group of donors, disulfide as acceptor
Source: RefSeq, a predicted model, not a curated record